AUGUAGCAUUAAUUGUGUAUUAAUUAAUAAAAAUCAAAACACGUGGACAAAUCAGGUAAAAGUACCUUUGAUAUCAUUAUCGCAAGAUUAGGAUAAGCGCAAGUAGAUAUAUAAAAAACUAAUUGUCUUUAACAACAGUUAUUUGUUGGACAAUUGUAACGCACAGCAAAUAUGAAGUUACUCAUCGUACUAGCUCUCGCCUCCGUGGCUUUGGCCACUCCAGUAGUCAAGCCCGUGGUCAUGCCCGAGGCUCCUCUGCCCGCCUUCGAAGAGGUGCCUUAUGUGCCCAUGAUCGAGCCUGUUGUCAUCAAGCCCCUGUUCGUCCCCCAGGCUGUCUUGGAUGAAAUUUACGCUCAAAUCCCAGUUGCCGUCAAUUUCGUAGACGUUGCCGAAGAGGCUGUUGAGGAUGUUGCUGUUGCCGCUGAAGAAGAAAUCGUUGGCAGUGCCGUCAACUUUGUUGAUGUAGCCGAAGAUGUUGCUGCUGCCGCUGAAGAAGUUGUCGCCGAUGCCGAAGAAGAGGUUGUUCCAGUUGCCGUCAACUUCGUUGAUGUUGCUGAGGAUGUAGACACCGAGGUCGCCGAGGAGGUUGUCGCUGACGCCGAAGAAGAAAUCGUCCCCGUUGCCGUCAACUUUGUUGAUGUUGCUGAGAAUGUAGACAGCGAAGUCGCUGAGGUUGUUGCCGCCGCCGAAGAAGAGAUUGUUCCAGUUGCCGUCAACUUUGUUGAUGUUGCUGAGGAUGUAGACAGCGAGGUCGCUGAGGAGGUUGUCGCUGAUGCCGAAGAAGAGAUCGUGCCCGCUGCCGUCAACUUUGUUGAUGUAGCUGAGGAGGAAGUUGCCCCCGCCGCCGAAGAAGAGAUCGUUCCUGUUAACUUCGUUGAUGUUGCUGAGAAUGUAGACAGCGAGGUCGCUGAGGUUGUUGCCGCCGCCGAAGAAGAGAUCGCGCCCUCUGCCGUCAACUUCGUUGAUGUUGCUGAGGAUGUAGAGAGCGAGGUCGCCGAGGAGGUUGUCGCUGACGCCGAAGAAGAGAUCGUGCCCGCUGCCGUCAACUUUGUUGAUGUUGCCGAGAACGUAGACAGCGAAGUCGCUGAGGUUGUUCCCGCCGCCGAAGAAGCUGUUGCCGUUAACUUUGUUGAUGUUGCUGAGGAUGUAGACAGCGAGGCCGCCUCCGCCGAUGCCGUUAAAUUCGUUGAAGCCAUCGUCUGGUAAUAGCCGAUCCCCUCUGCCCACGCAAGGUCUUUGACAACCAUAUGCCGUUGGCGUUAAGUAUUUAAUUUGUGAAAUAAAUUUUAAUUUCAGUUACAAUUUUUACGACCAUAAAGUAACUUUAUUUUCUCACUGUACACAAUCUCAAAUAUAUAUAUUUUUUUAAAUAACUGUGAAUUUAUACCUUAUCGCAAAUCAAACAAAAGUAACACAGGGUCCAACAAAUAAACUGAUAAAUUCAUAUAUUA
This is a messenger RNA of Spodoptera frugiperda (fall armyworm), 1451 nucleotides long. RefSeq names its product dihydrolipoyllysine-residue acetyltransferase component of pyruvate dehydrogenase complex. Lineage: Eukaryota; Metazoa; Arthropoda; Insecta; Lepidoptera; Noctuidae. The record is from RefSeq and is a predicted model, not a curated record. Bases 172 to 1206 code for a protein of 344 amino acids. The transcript has 2 exons.